AUGGAAGAUGCCUGCGCCGCAUCACUUGCCGUUUCCAUCCCGAUGCAGAGCACACACACCCACCCACAUCCUCACUGCGGCACUGCACAGAAAAAGGAUAAUACAACGCGUUUUCAUUGAGCCGAGGACAGCAUAGACACGGCUUACACUGACUGACAUCAGCAUGGGCAUUGAGAGUCAGGACCCCGCCCCGCCUGCAGGAAAUCUCACACCAAAACAAGUGAAGACCUUUCAGAAUGUGGAGCCAAAGGCACUGGGGUCCAUUCAGAUCAUCAUUGCUGUCUUGUGUCUGUGUCUGAGCAUCACUAUUCUUCAGCUCUAUGAAGAGGUCCACUUCUCUCCCGAUGUCAUUGUCGUAGUAGUGAUUGUUUUUCAGUUGCUUGUGUCUGGAUCGAUUUUAAUCCAUGCUGGAAGGUUCCCUUCCCUGUUCUGGGUGAAAGCUACACUUGUUGCUCACCUGAUUAGCGCAGCAUUUUCCACUGCCUUACUUGGCCUGCUGUCCCGCCACCUGCCUUACCGUCAGGACACGUACCACUGUGAGCACUGCAGGAGAAUGGAGAUCUAUGCUGUGCAACAAUAUUGUUACAAGAAGUGCACGUAUACUAUCGAGAGAAAUUGUAAAAUCUUGAUUGAUGGCUUCUUGGCCACCUUGGUGCUGUUUCUGGUGGUGGAGUUGUCAAUCUGCAUUGUGACCAUUUUGUUUGGACUCAGUGCCCUGACUAAAGGUGGCCUGCAGUUGCUUGGUUUUGGACAGCGCACGGCCACAUCUCAGCCUGAGGUAGCCACCCCUAGCCAACCCCAGGUGGAGGAGAUGUUUUCAGAGGUGGAGCCGUUGCCAGAACUUGAGCCUGAACCAAAAUCUGAGCCAAUAGAAGAAAUCCCCAGCCCACCGACUGAACCUCAAGUGGCCCCCAUUGACUCCAUAACAGACCUUUGAUACUUCUUGUUCAUGUGCUCUGUAUGUACAUGAAGAGAUCAAUGAGGGUUUUGUAGUAGGUUUUUUUAAUUGUACUUCAGUGGUUUAUGAAAUCAUGGUAGGAAUUUACAAUAUAGGAUGAUGUCAUUAUGCUUAACAAUGUAUUUACCUGCUAUAAAAGGCUGCAGUCCGUCUGUGGCUGUCAGCUAUGGUAGUUAACCUCGCAUGCCUGACAUUUAUGCCUGGUAACACGAUGCGGCCUCUGUCUGGAUAAUGUACUGGGUGAUGAAGGAUCACAUUAAUAUAAGAUGCAAAAGCAGAGACAGCUGAUGUAAAUAAAACCCCUGCAGGCUACUCGAUGAAUGAUGGCCAAUUGUAAAUAUAGCAGGUUUAAAUGAUGUUAUAACUGUACAGAACUGUACAUUUCAACAUACUGCAUCACAGGUAUACAUUUGUCAGGUGAGAAACGGCAUCAGACUAACUGCAACAGUAAAUACGUACAUGGCGAAACACUACUAAGAACAAGUGUAAAAAAGCAGGUUGAGACAUGUUGCUAUGAAUAUGUUAAUAUAUGUUAAAUAUUGUGACAUAUUCUCUUAGUUUUAAUUUUAUUUGGCCUCUUCAGUGCUAGUCAUUAUACAUCUAUGAUACAACCUGAUGACUUUUAGUAUUUAUUUUAAACCAAUAGGCUCACCUAAAACCAUGAACAUUAUCUUGGUUUGAAAAAACUUUAACACAUAAGAUAUGUGGCCAUAUCUGUUUUUGUGCUCUCCACUGUUGAUCUUCUUUAAGAAUCACUUCCCUGUUCUUAUAAUGUACUUCCUGAUGUCAAUGGUGCAUUUUGAAAAUAUGUCUUUCAUAAUAGAAAUUCUGUAUUCUUAAUUGACCAAUGGUUGAUCAACUGGAGAUUUUGGGGAAGUGUUUUAUGUGUAAAUUUUGCCAAUUAAUAGAGUGACAGUUCACUUUUUCAGAAGUACUUCACUCCCUCAUCAGACUCUCAGACUGUUAUUUUUAGCAUCUUUCUUGUAUAUAAAUUCAGUGUAUGAAAGGAAAGGCUAAUAAUACAGUCAUAAUCCAAGGUAAUAUAUCUUAAAGAUCUUACAAAGCCAAAGCAUUUUAUUGUUACUCUUCCCAAGGUGUUUACCCAUCGUUUCACUUUUUAUUUACUUUCCUUGUUUGCACUCGUUUAACUUUUCUUUCUAUAUCAUCAGUUAUUCUUUCAUUCUCAUGUUGAGCAUGGUGCUAUGACUUCAGUUUCCACUAGAUGGAAUCAAAGAAACUGGUUUGACAUUGUCAAACACUCUCAUAGUGUGUAUUGUAUU
This is a messenger RNA of Xyrauchen texanus (razorback sucker), 2238 nucleotides long. RefSeq lists its product as uncharacterized. Gene Ontology annotation, cellular component: membrane. Bases 164 to 937 code for a protein of 257 amino acids. NCBI's taxonomy places the organism in Eukaryota, Metazoa, Chordata, Actinopteri, Cypriniformes, Catostomidae. The transcript has 10 exons. The record is from RefSeq and is a predicted model, not a curated record.